Molecule: messenger RNA, 660 nt
Organism: Adineta ricciae
Lineage: Eukaryota; Metazoa; Rotifera; Eurotatoria; Adinetida; Adinetidae
Source: the annotation of a GenBank genome assembly
AUGCACACAUUUUCCACAUUACCCAUCGAACUUGUUUAUCGAAUUAUGGAUCAUCAAGAUGAGCUGACGCUAUUUUAUUCAAUGCAAAAUAUUUGUCGACGACUCAAUAAAAUACGCAGUACAUAUGAACGCUAUCGAACACUCACCGCACUAAGCCUUUCCGGCCGCAGAGUCAGUGUUGAAGGAGUACGACGCAUUGCGGAUACGUUGCGAACAAACACGACACUCACCGCUCUAGAUCUAUACUGUAACAGAUUCUUUGCUGAAGGAGCACAACACAUUGCGGAUGCGUUACGAAUCAACACGACACUCACCACACUAAAUCUCGGCAAUAACAGAAUCGGUGCUGAAGGAGCACAACACAUUGCAGAUGCGUUGCGAACGAACGCGACACUCACCACUCUAGAUCUGGACGGUAACAUAUUCCAUGCUGAAGGAGUACAACACAUUGCGAAUGCGUUGCGAACGAACACGACACUCACCACACUAAACCUCGAAUGGAACGGCAUGGGUGAUGAAGGAGCACGACAAAUUGCAGAUGCGUUGCGAACGAACACGACACUCACCACACUAAGUCUCGGCGAUAACAGAAUCGGUGCUGAAGGAGUACAACUCAUUGCGGACGCGUUGCGUAGGAAUGCAAGCGUCAAUAUGGUGUAG